Molecule: messenger RNA, 3890 nt
Organism: Nematostella vectensis (starlet sea anemone)
Lineage: Eukaryota; Metazoa; Cnidaria; Anthozoa; Actiniaria; Edwardsiidae
Product: adhesion G protein-coupled receptor L2
Exons: 18
Coding region: 528-2741 (737 amino acids)
Biological process (GO): adenylate cyclase-activating G protein-coupled receptor signaling pathway; cell surface receptor signaling pathway
Cellular component (GO): membrane
Molecular function (GO): G protein-coupled receptor activity
Source: RefSeq, a predicted model, not a curated record
UGGCAUAUAUUUUGUCAUAUAUGUCCGUACAAAGAAACGAAAUUAGGGCAAUAGGGACGUCAAGAGAUCACGUGACCUUUUUGGGUGGCAAAUUAAAAAAAUGAUCAAACAAAAUAUCAGAAAUAACUGCGCCCGUCACACCAGGGAACGACGAAAAAAUAACAUAUUUAAAUGAAACCAAACCCUUUCUAAAAGAAGGAACUGUUUUUUUCGUAAGUGCUGAAUAAGUUGCUUUUUGUUGCUGUUAUUUUGCCACUAAAGUGCUGAGCGCGCGCGAGUUUGCCACCCAAACAGUCACGUGAUUUCUUAGCGUAAGUCCCCUUGGAACGUCACUCUUUCCUUCUCUCGCAAAUUAUAAUCUGCGUGUUUCUGAAAUUUUCUAUUCUUCACCAGUAUUAUUAUCAUCUGCUGGGAGAAGAGCAACUCAUACCAGAAUUACAUGUUGCGUAACUUGCACUUGUGAAGAACUUUCUUUUGGCGACAAGUGUUCUAGGGCAGCCAAGAAAAAAUGCUCUUGUUGUUAUGAGAUGGGCCAAAUUAGUACCGAGUCAUGUGUUGUCCAGGAAUCGUUAUCUUUCCUAGUGUCACAUACUAAUGAAACCUUUUCAUGUAGCAAAGCAUCUGAAACAUCAAUGGUAACAAGUACCCCACUGACAAGUUGGACAAGCGUAGAGACAACAGCGGCCGAAUCUACUAUACCAGCAGCAACAAUAACAACAACAACAGAAUCCGCAGCGACGACAGCAGAAUUAACAGCUACAACAACAAUACCAUACAUAACAGUAACAGCAACGGAAACGGAAACGGUGACAACCACUAUAACGGUAACAAUAACAGCGACGUUACAAGAAACAUUGACUACAACAGCAGCAGAAGCAGCAACAGCAGCAGCAGUAUCUACUAUUAAAACAAUAGGCAUCAAUGUGUCUAUAACACCCUCUCCGGUGUCUGAGUGGACUUCUGCUGAACCAAAAGACCUUCAGUCUCAGAUGACGAUGGUUCCUGGCGCCGCUCCUCUGUGCAUUUGCAACAAAAUCAUUGAGCCUCUUGCAUCAGACAGUAUUAUCACCAAGAUCAACAAACUUAUACAAGACUUGAUUCAGCAUCCGACAAACAUUUCAUUCGAGGAGGCCGUGGCAGCAGUUGACAACAUCACAAGUCUCUUAAACGAACCUCAAAUUGACUCAAAUCUGGCCCUCAGCACAUUGAUGAAUGCUUCCAGAGCCUUUGAAAAGUUCGCAGCUGAGUAUGGCGCUACACAUUUGAAUGAGACGAGCCCAAGAAUUUACAAAGUUUCCACUGGAAUAGAUGUGCUGUUGCAGAAGGUUUUGAAUCCGAAGCAGUCGAGUGACUUUAAGUUCAGUUACAGAAACAAUAUCAACGAGCUGACAAUACAAGCCAGCGUACCCUGGCAGAACAUCGACAAUGGUUCGGUAAUCCUUGCUGUGGUCUUUAAAAACUUCAUACAAGCCCUACCUACGGGCGGAAAUAUUGAAAGAUCGAUUGACAGUCACGUACUAUCGCUAGUGCUUCAUCCAAACCCAAGAAGCGUUCUCAACAAGAACGUGACCAUGACUUUUGACCAUAACAAUAAGGAUAAGAUGUUCACAGGUGAAGUUCAACGUUCUUGCGCCUUCUGGAAAUUUGCCACAAGUUCGCCAUCCUCUUCUGGCUCAUGGUCAACAGACGGAUGUACAGCGGUCUCAUCUGACAACCACGUGACGACGUGUAGUUGCAAUCAUUUGACGAACUUCGCGAUACUGAUGCAAGUUACUCCAAAACCUCCAAUAUCGCCCACCGACUCGAUCGUCUUUGACCUGCUGACGUAUAUCGGACUUGGUCUCUCUCUGCUCGGCUCCACUCUCACCAUCUUGGCUUAUCUGCUGCUCACCGACCGCACGUGCCAGCAGACGCAGAUUCGAGUGAACCUCGUGUUCUCGCUGUGGGCGGCUCAUCUUUUGUUCCUCACCGCCAUUGACGCCACGCGAUACACAGUUGUGUGCGUGACAGCGGCAGCAAUGCUUCAGUUGUUCCUCAUGGCCGCGUUAUUCUGGAUGUUGUUGGAGGGAAUCCAACUCUAUUUACAGCUCGUGCGCGUCUACAACGCCGACAUGAACCUCAAACUGUGCUACAUAUUCGCCUGGGGUAUCCCGGUUCUCGUGGUGGGGAUCUCACUUGCCGUUGUCGCUGGGAGCGCUCGAGGUAUUGAGAGCUACACACAAUUAAAAGCUUGCUGGAUUUCCUACAAUUACCAUGUUGCCUGGACUUUUGUAGUGCCUGCAGCAUUUGUUAUUGUGAUCAACGGCAGCAUAUUUUUUCGCAUCCUAAAGGAGUUGUCCAACAUGAGCCAGAGACAGCAAAGAGCUCAGGAAAGCUACUCCAUAGUGCGUAACCUGAAGGCGUGCCUUGUGCUCUUCCCCAUCCUUGGGAUUACGUGGUCCAUUGGAUUCGUCAACAUGCUGGAUGCAGGCGUGGUUACCAUGUACCUGUUUACGAUACUCAACUCUACGCAGGGCCUGCUCAUCUUCAUAUUACACUGUGCUUUGAAUCUUGAGAUGAGAGCGGCAUUCAGAGGGAAGCUCUGCCGCGAAAGCCAGGUUAAAGAUUUUAGCUCCUCCCACAGCCACAAAAAGACACAGGGGCAAAGUUCGAUUCCCACACCAUCGAAGACGAAAGGCGUAGAACUACAGCUAGAAGACGUCGACACUGGAGACUUGCCUUACACAAAUAAUACAUAUUGAUAGACUUGACAAAAUAUCUAUCAAAAAAGGCUUGGCACAGUUGACGUAUUCUAAAGACUCGACUCUGUAGAAUUGAUAAAUUCAUUUGAUAUGGUUGCCUCAGGCGCGUAGCCAGGCAGUCAUAGGUAUCAUAUAGAAAAAGCAGAUGAUAUGAAGAUUCCUUAAUAAGAAAUGAUCAACUUUUUGGCCCGCGUACCCCCCAGUGUACGCGCCUGUGUCUUUAGUACAGAUAUUAGAAUAACGUAAAAAAGUCCCUAAGUAGUUGUCAGCCCACUAUUGAAUUGCUGCUGAUAUAUCUUAUUUAAAGUUAUAUGCAUGCAUCUACAAGUCAACAGGUCAAUCAGUCAGUCUUUAUUCAGAAAAUGCUGAACAACAAGGAACAAAGAGAUUACUCUGUUAUGUAAAACGCCCACUUUAAAGGAAUUAUUACUAUGAAAUAAGAAAUAGAAUGCCGCCAAUUAUAUUUAUCAAUCAAGGUAGAUCAAGAUCCUGAAUCUUUUAAAAUAUGUUUAUCAAGGAUAUCAACUCAUAUAUGCCUGUACCGGCAAAAUAUAGAGGGUCUCAGAAACCUCAAAAACGCGGGGUUUCGGGUUCCUCUUGUGUGUAACGCCUAGAGAACCCGGACAUGCAUCCUUUAUCUUUAAUAAUUUCUGGUUAUAGCGACUGCAGUUUUCAUGUAAAUAGCGACUGCAAAUAAUAUGUCAAAGGGUUAGCCAUGCUUGAGGAUCCAGCGAUUUUCUUUUUUGGCCGAGAAAUCUUACGACGGAGAGGGAAAGCACGCAAAGGCUGCUGGUUAUCCGAGAAUACCACGAGCUCUAGGAUGCCUGGACCCCCAGCAGCUUAAUCAUUAACUUUUGUACAUAACUUAACUCGGUAUAUUUAUUGUUGAUACAUCGUCUGUAUGUAGAAAGUCAGUAGUAAUCUUUUAAAAUAGUUGUAUUGCAUUAUCUUUGACUUUUGUACAUAACUUUAUUUAUUGUUGCACUUUCGUCUUUAUCAUUAUGUAGAAAGUCAGAACUAGGGACGAGUCGAUUAUGCUAGCAUAGUUUCUGGCAUUCUGGCAUCAUCACCUUAAUAAUAUCAUAUUGUAUUUACUUAGAUAAAGCACGCGCUCAGUAAAAUUGAAUUAAAAACUCGAGUAAAAUUAAA